This is a messenger RNA of Puccinia triticina, 204 nucleotides long. RefSeq lists its product as uncharacterized. The transcript is spliced from 2 exons. The record is from RefSeq and is a predicted model, not a curated record. Lineage: Eukaryota; Fungi; Basidiomycota; Pucciniomycetes; Pucciniales; Pucciniaceae. Bases 1 to 204 code for a protein of 67 amino acids.
AUGGGACUGCCAAAAUUUAUUGCCUCCGAUUUGGUGUACCAUGAGCAACCAACUGACCCACAGACCCGAUCUACUGCACUGACAGCACUGGCCACCGAUAAUUCUCACCCACCCUUGAGAUCAUCCAUCCCACUCACCGUAUCAUCCUCCAACCCGUCAGAUCCUACCACAUCUCAUCCCUUACAAUGGACCCAGCUUUUUUGA